UCAACCCCCGGACAACGACAAUCUAAUACGACCCAACAACAGUUUAUUCUUAAAACAUAAACUUAAAAUACAGAUAAAGUUUUUUUUUUGAUAUUUAAAUAUGGCACUUGAUUUUGCAGCUACAUACAAAGUAUUAGUUCUUGGUGAUUCAAAUGUUGGAAAAACAUGCAUUGUCCAUCGUUAUUGUGAUGAGCGUUAUUAUGAUACAUAUAUAUCAACUAUUGGUAUUGACUUUAAACAAAAGAUCAUAAAUCUAGAUGGAACACCAAUCAAACUUCAAAUCUGGGACACAGCUGGUCAAGAACGGUUCAGAACUUUAACAACAGCUUAUUAUAGAGGUGCAAUGGGAAUAUUGUUGAUGUACGACGUGACAUCAUUAGAAAGUUUCAAUCAUUUAUCAUACUGGCUAAGAAAUAUACAAGAAAAUGCAUCACCGGACGUGGUUAAGGUACUGGCAGCAAAUAAAUGUGAAGCAUCAAGUAAUAGAGCUGUAGAAGUUGAACGUGGUCAAAAAAUUGCUGAAAAUUUCGAUAUGCCAUUUUUUGAAGUAUCAUGCAAAGAAAAUAUUAAUAUUGAAGCUGCCUUUUUAACACUUGCCAGAAGAAUACGAGAACAAAGAGGAAGACGAGCAAGUUUGUUUGAAGCUUCAGAACGAGAAGGUACAAAUAGCGUAAUAAAAGCACAGUCCCCAUCGCAACAGGGAGAUGCAUGGAAAUGCUCAUGUUAGCCUACUGGUAAACCAAUUUAAUAAUUAUUAUUAUAAAAUUUUAUACAAGACAAAAUUAAUCAAGCGAAAAUUCAGACGAGUCAAUCAAUUUCGCUAAAAAUAUUUACUGAUAAAUUUUUGUAGGAGAAAUUUUUCUUUAAAAAAAAAAAAUGUUUUUAAUUUUUUUAUAAAUUCAUUAAUGAUUAAAAAAGACUAUUGAAAUCGAGCUAUAUUUUUAUCUCGCAUCUAGAAAAAAAUGGACAAGUAAAAAUUUAAAAAAAAAAAUAAGAUUUAUUUUAAUUUUUUCACUUAAUGCAAGGCCUAUUAGAAAUUAUUAUCUGCACAAUCAAUCAAUCAAUCAAUAAUAUUAUAAAUGAAAUUUAAAAAGUAAAAAAAAGUAUUUGAUAAUUGAUUAUGAAAAAAAUAAAUAAAGACUUCAAGCGUAUUGUGAUCGGGGUCUUGGCUGAGUAAGGUAAAAAUAUAAAAGUAAAAUAUAGAAAAAAAAGAGAGAGAAAAAAAUAAGAAAUUUAAUUGAGGACCAUGAGUUUUAAAUAAAACGUAUUAAAAUUUGAAUGGGGCUUAUGGCCAGUAUGAAAAAUAAAUAAUAUAUUAUUUAAAUUAAAUGGACAUUAUGUGAAUUUUAUUAUAAUUCACAAAGUCAAUUAACGCAACGAUUUAAUCGUUAAUUAAGCGCAAAAUGAUUUAUUAAAAAUCAUGUAGAAAAAUAAAAUUUGUUUAUGUAUAUUCAAAUAGAAAAAUGUAGAAAUAUUUCAUGUUCAAAUAAUGUUGUAUUUAUCAUGAAAAUUAUGUUUUUAUUUUCUUCUUAUAAUUAAUUUUUAUAAUUUUUUUUAUCAAUGAAAUUUUAAAGAAAUAAUUAAUUUACCGUUAUUGCUGACAGUGCAAAAUAAAAGCCUUUAUUGUGCCUACGAAAUAUGAAAAGUAAAAAAAAAAAAUAAUUAAAUAAAGUCGAUAUUGAGCUAUUUUGCUCUUAUACUUAAAUACUACAAGACUUGAUGCUUUUUGUAUGUUUGUAAGGGCAUUAGUCAUGUUUUUUCAUUGUAAAAUAAUAGCUUGAAUUUUUUUUAAACUUUAUAUUAAAAUGGCACAAUCAAAUACAGUAUUAGAAAAAUUAAUUUUUCAACUAUUAAAGUAUAUUUUAAAUAUUUAAUAUGUUAUUUUUAAUUUGACAAAUGUUUUUGUCUAUUUUAGCAAAUUGAUAUUCUCACUGAGGCUUAGGUUUUUUCUGUAGUAAAUGCAAUUUUUGACAUGAAAAAAUCAUUUAUAUAUAUUAUUGUACAAACGUCUGAGUAAUAAAAAAACAAUACUGCCUAUAGAAAAAAAUAAAACUAACUAUAUCUUCUGUGGCCAUUUUCACAGACAUUGUAGCUUUUAAAAAAAAAUUAGAUAAUAAUAUACAAUUGUAUUAUUAGAUUAUAAGUUAGUAGAAAAAAAAAAAUAUUAAAAUUUGAUGUUUCAAUUGAAAAUAUACACACACUUUUUACUGAUAUAUAAAAAAUAUAUUUGAGAUAAAUAUUUCUUUAUAAAUUUAAUUAUAAUUAUACGAAAAAAA
Messenger RNA from Aphidius gifuensis, 2276 nucleotides. RefSeq names its product ras-related protein Rab-8A (gene RabX4). The record is from RefSeq and is a predicted model, not a curated record. Lineage: Eukaryota; Metazoa; Arthropoda; Insecta; Hymenoptera; Braconidae. Gene Ontology annotation, molecular function: GTPase activity; GTP binding. The transcript has 6 exons. The coding region runs from base 101 to 727 and encodes 208 amino acids.